UGUUUUGGAUGGAAGUUGCUGUUGGCAAGGAGGGUGCUCUUUCUUUAUCAUCUUAAGCAAGCGUAUCAUCUGAAAGACACCGGAAAACAAGGCUUCAUGAAACCGAGCGUCAUCUCCGACGAACGAAACGGUGGAACCCGGAGAAAUCCGCGCGAUUAGGAAUAGAAAAGGAUCAUAAUCGGUGAUCUGUUUGCCUGCAGUUGAAUCAUCGCAAAGAAAGAAAACAGCGUCAGGCGAGGCUCGUACGAGUCGGUGAUAGUCUGAUAUGUGUGUAUUGGCUCAUCUCGCCUUGACUUUGGCAUAAAUCGCUCUUUAAUGAUGCAUGUAAUGUAACUGGCAGGACAAGAAAUAAUCUUCGUUAGUUGUAAUAAACGGUAGUUUAUGUGUCUUAUGCCAUUCAGGAGUAAGUUAAAUGUCUGAUCAAAGUGUUUGCUUUUUAAUUUGUUAAAGUUAGCAGUAGAAAAAUAGUUUCUUGUCUGGACAUCUGCAUAUGGAUUGCAUGAUAUUUAAACAUCUUUAAUUAGUCAUGUUUAUUGAAGUGUGUGAAAGUGCAGCAACCUGUAACCUGACAUUAGUGUGCUGUGACUGACAUAGUUUACUUGUAAUUUAUUUGAGCUUUGUCAAGCUUAUAUAAGCUUUUUGAUUUGUGUGUUUGUGUGUAUUCAUCGUUUUAUGUUAUUAUUUAUAAGCAUGGUGACAGUGGAAUGCAUAGAUAGCUGGAUUGCAUCACUUGUGUUUUGACAUAUCUGACGUCACGAGGGUCGCGUGUCACUCAAACUGUGAAGAACUUUUAAGUGUGUGGGCUUUGUAAGCAUACUACUUUGUUGAAGUCGGGCUACAUUGAGGCAGGCCUGCUGAUUUAACGGUGGAUUGUUCAAGAUUCUUCGAGAGAGACGAUCCCGAUCUGGCGCGGUCAGAGAUCCUCGUUGAUAUUCCCAAUUUCUCCCCGCCAAUGCUGGAUCUGGAGGUCGUUCCUGAGCGAUCUUUGGGAAAUGAACAAUGGGAAUUCGCAUUAGGGAUGCCAUUGGCCCAGGCCAUUUCCAUAUUGCAGAAACAUUGCAGAAUCAUCAAAAAUGUCCAGGUGCUCUACAGCGAACAAAUGCCACUCUGCCACGACCUCAUUCUCAACUUGACUCAGGAUGGAAUUAAACUGCUGUUUGAUGCCUGUAAUCAGAGACUGAAGGUAAUUGAAGUGUACGAUUUGAUCAAAGUGAAACUGAAAUACUGUGGAGUACAUUUUAACUCUCAGGCAAUAGCACCUACUAUUGAACAGAUUGAUCAGUCUUUUGGCGCUACUCAUCCAGGAGUCUACAAUGCUGCCGAGCAGCUUUUUCACCUGAACUUUCGUGGGCUUUCCUUCUCCUUCCAGCUGGACUCUUGGAGUGAAGCUCCUAAGUAUGAGCCUAACUUUGCCCAUGGCUUGGCCUCCCUGCAGAUUCCCCAUGGGGCCACUGUCAAACGGAUGUACAUUUACUCUGGAAACAACCUUCAAGAAACCAAGGCUCCGGUGAUGCCUCUGGCCUGUUUCCUUGGUAAUGUUUAUGCAGAGUGUGUGGAAGUUUUGAGGGAUGGGGCAGGACCACUGGGUCUUAAAAUUCGUCUCCUAACUGCAGGAUGUGGCCCAGGUGUGCUGGCUGAUGCCAAAUUACGGGCACUUGAGAGGAAUAUUUACUUCGGAGACUCUUGUCAAGAUGUAUUGAGUGCUCUUGGCUCUCCACAUAAGGUUUUCUACAAGUCAGAGGACAAGAUGAAGAUCCAUUCGCCCUCCCCUCACAAACAAGUCCCAUCCAAAUGUAAUGACUACUUCUUUAACUACUAUACUCUGGGAGUGGAUAUACUGUUUGACUCUACAACCCAUCUGGUGAAAAAAUUUGUCCUUCACACCAAUUUCCCAGGCCAUUACAACUUCAACAUAUAUCAUCGAUGUGAUUUCAAGAUUCCACUUACCAUUAAAAAAGAUGGAGCAGAUGCUCAGAGUGAGGACUGCAUCCUUACCACCUACAGCAAAUGGGAACAGAUUCAAGAGUUACUUGGACACCCCAUGGAAAAACCAGUUGUGCUUCACAGGUCAUCAUCUGCGAACAACACCAACCCCUUUGGUUCCACGUUUUGUUUUGGAUUGCAGAAGAUGAUAUUUGAGGUCAUGCAGAAUAACCACAUAGCUUCAGUGACUCUGUACGGAGCACCUCGUCCCAGUAGCCUUGCCUGUGCCGAGCCAAGUGCCCACUGAGGAAGACGCCCACGUUGCCCGUCCAGCCUGGCAGAGCUUCCGAACUGACCAGUAGAG
Molecule: messenger RNA, 2287 nt
Organism: Myxocyprinus asiaticus (Chinese sucker)
Lineage: Eukaryota; Metazoa; Chordata; Actinopteri; Cypriniformes; Catostomidae
Product: phagosome assembly factor 1
Exons: 16
Coding region: 953-2230 (425 amino acids)
Biological process (GO): Golgi to plasma membrane protein transport
Cellular component (GO): synaptic vesicle membrane; trans-Golgi network; dendrite
Source: RefSeq, a predicted model, not a curated record